Molecule: messenger RNA, 1359 nt
Organism: Trypanosoma theileri
Lineage: Eukaryota; Euglenozoa; Kinetoplastea; Trypanosomatida; Trypanosomatidae
Exons: 1
Coding region: 1-1359 (452 amino acids)
Source: RefSeq, a predicted model, not a curated record
AUGUGGAGAUUGACGCAACGUUGUUGUUGCUGCUCUUCUCGGCUUAUACCGGACCCCUCUUUAGUAUCUCUUCCCGCCGGAGUGGGUUGCGUAAACGUGUACCGUAACGCUGUUAGCAGUCGUGAUGAGGGGCGCAUUUGGGAUGAACUUAAUCUUAUACUAGAACGUGAAGGACAGAAGGCGUUCUCAGAGUUGUCAUCCCCGCAAAACAAAAUUGUAAAGCACACAUAUCUAGAGAUGCACGGAGAGCAGCAGUUCACUGAAGUUAAGAGUUGGCAGCGGAAAGAAGUACGGCGACUCCCAGGUCUCGUUUGGUCAGAGACGCUUAUGUCGUCGCUGCGUGAUUUAGCGCCAGUGCUUCUGGGUGUUAUGCCAGACACAGCACGGGUAGUGGAGCACAAUAUCCCAGGUUAUGAGAUGCAUAUAGAGCACCCAACAGUUGGAUGCUGUUUUCUGUAUCUAUCGUUACUCUCCGACACUGUGCUAUCAUUUGAUGAUGAGGCAACUGGGCGCUGCGGACAAGUGUUGCUACCGCAACGGUCAUUAAUGUGUUGUUCAGGUGAACUGCGUUGGGGGUGGCGAUUUGGUGAACAACCAAAGAGUAAACAUACUUUUGUUAGUCCAUCAGGUGUACGCCGGGUAGUGGAGCCGGAUUUACGGCUUAGCGUGCAAUUAUGGAAGUUCACACCACAAUUAUUAGACGCAAGGAUGUUGCAAGACCGUGUUGAGCAAUCAAUUCGACAUAUGGAAGAGAAAACAAAGAAUGAAACAUCAAAUAUACAUGAAACAAAUUUUUCAGCUGAAGUAGAGGUAAAGGAAGAAACCUCUAUCUCACCACAGAUGGACAUCACGGCGGUAUCGUCUCAAGAAACGACCGGGAUGGGUCCACUUGGUGGUGAUUACGUGACUGGCGGAGGUGGGGUACCAUCACUGCACAAAAGCAAUUCAAAGACCACUAUGAACACUAUUGAAAAUGACUACAACAGUUAUAAAAAACAAUUUCAUAACGUACAUUCUGUUCUGAAGGAGAUGAAAGCACUGCAGGAUACUGGUCAACCAAUUAAUGAUAUGUGGUUAAAGCAAAAGGUACUUGGUGGUCAAAAGGAUAUUCAGGAUGACACCAAUGACGGCUUUGAUGCGGGUGAUGUGGAAGGAACAUGGGACCGUGUAGAUGCGAAGGCACGUUUCUAUAAGGCGCGACUAAAGGGCAUGGAUUAUGAUGGCAAUGCCAACCUUGAGCGAGUGAUGCCCGAUGUGACUGAAGAUGCUCCACUUGAUAUGAAAAAAACGAUUCGGAAGAUUGCUCCACUUGUAAAGGAUGGAGAGAAAAUCUUGGCAAACUUCCCUGGAAGGCAGUAG